Ipomoea nil (Japanese morning glory) is the source of this 2279-nucleotide messenger RNA. Its product is annotated as trihelix transcription factor GTL2-like. The coding region runs from base 187 to 2010 and encodes 607 amino acids. Lineage: Eukaryota; Viridiplantae; Streptophyta; Magnoliopsida; Solanales; Convolvulaceae. The transcript is spliced from 2 exons. The record is from RefSeq and is a predicted model, not a curated record.
GAGAUAGAGAGGGUGGGGGUGGGGGGUGGGUGGGGAAGAAAAGCUUUUAAUUUGUAUGUAAUGUAAUGAUGUUCCUCAAAAACAUUUUGCCAUUUUACAGUGAGCUAAGAAAGAGGUAAGAGGAGAGAAAACAAAACACUACACACUAUACUUCUCUUUCAAAUUCCAAAACCACACAAAACAAAGAUGUUUGAUGGUGUGCCAGACCAAUUCCACCACUUCAUAGCUUCCUCAAGAGUCUCACUUCAAAUUCCCUUCCCUUUCCCACUUCAUGCCACCACCUCACCGCCACCACCACCGCCACCACAACCACCACCACCACCAGCGCCAACUUUUUCGACCUUUGAUCCCUACCCGUCCCACCAAACCCUUCAACCCCACCACCAGCACCACCAGCACCAGCACCAGCACCACCACCUCCACCACCACCUGUCCCCACCGCCACCACAACCCAAGAAUGAAGCCUCCAAGGAAGACCAAACAACAACACUCCUUUCCACAAGCUUGGUGCUGGAGAGGGAGAGAUCAUCAGCAUCAGCAGCAGCAGGAGGCGAACCGGGCGGUCCAUGGUCUAAUGAGGAAGUUCUUGCUCUAUUGAGGAUCAGAUCUAGCAUGGAGAUUAAUUGGUUCCCAGAUUACUCUUGGGAACAUGUCUCAAGGAAGCUUGCAGAGCUUGGGUUUAAGAGGAGCCCAGAGAAAUGCAAGGAGAGAUUUGAAGAGGAAAGCAGAAACCUUAACAGCCUAAGCUUCAACAAGAGCAGCUUCAGGUUCUUCAGUGAACUGGAUGAACUGUACCAACACCAGGGGGGCGAGGGCGAUCAUCACAAGAAUUAUCAGAACGAAGAAUCGGUCCAAACACGAAACGAUAAUCAUCAUCAACAACCCCCGCAUAGACGAGAACGAGAAUCAGCAGCAGCAGCAGCAGCAGAAGCCCAGAGCCUGGAAGAAGGGUCAGGGAAUGUGGAUCAUAACAGCACGACUUCGAGGUCGAGCAAGAGCAAUAAUAAUAAUGGUGGUGGUGAUGAGAAUAAGAAGAGGAUGAAGAGGAAGGGGAAGAGGAAGAGGGAGUUGGAGAUGUUCAAAGGGUUCUGCGAGGGGAUUGUGGAGAGGAUAAUGGCACAGCAAGAGGAGAUGCACAGCAAGAUUAUUGAGGAUAUGGUGAAGAGGGAAGAGGAGAAGAUUGCUAGGGAUGAGGCUUGGAAGAGCCAAGAGAGGGAGAGGCUAAACAAGGAGAUUGAAACCAGGGAGAAAGAACAUGAGAUUGCUAGCAAUAGACAGGCCAAGAUUAUAGAGUUCUUGAACAAAUUUGCUUCUUCUUCUUCUACCCCUUCUUUACAUUCUCCCUUAGAUCAAUCACUUCUCGACAAAAUUAAUGAUCUUUUUCACCAUCCCAAAAACCACCCAACUUCCCCUUCCUCAACUCACCCUCACAAUGAUGAGAAAAUGGGCACCAAGAAAGCCAAAAAAGUUUCAUCUUUUCCCCAUCAAAACCCUACUUCCAAUAAUAAUCCAACUCCUCAAAGCAGCACAAACCCUAGCUUCACUUCACCAAAAGUGCCCACAGAGACACUGAUAUUGCCCUCCACAACAACCAUGGAUUUGGGUGAUCCGGAAGAAAACCACCCUACCCCCCAGUCUAAAGACACCCAAAAUGGAGGGGGAGAUAUAGGGAAGAGAUGGCCAAGGGAAGAAGUGUUGGCACUGAUCAACUUGAGAUGCAACAGCCUAAGUGAUAAUAAUAAUAAUAAUAGCAAAGAUGGAGGAGCAAAGGGUCCUCUUUGGGAGAGGAUAUCUCAAGGGAUGCAAGAAUUGGGGUACAACAGAAGUGCCAAAAGGUGCAAGGAGAAAUGGGAGAACAUAAACAAAUACUUUAGGAAGACAAAAGAUAACAACAAGAAAAGAUCUGUUGAUUCCAGGACUUGCCCUUAUUUCCACCAGUUGAGCAGUUUGUACUGCAGCCAGGGAAAACUUAGGGGGGACUCGCCGGAAAACCGCUCCUCCGCAGAUUAGCCGGCCGGAAAACCGCUCGCUGGAUCAUAUCGGAGCUGAGCUGCCAAUAAUGCAGGUGGAGUGGAGUUCAAUUUUAAAACUCAAAUUUGAAUUUUAUGCAUGUGCAGUAGCAUUUUUGUCUGUGAUUAGAUUUAGGUGGUUGAGUAUCUUUCUUUGGUGAUAUUGAAGUAUCAAAAUCCAUUCUGACAAUGUUUGUUUGAUUACAUUAUGGUUUCUCAGACACCCUCAGAUGCCAUAAUAUAUAUAAAUAUAAAUAGUUGUAAUGUCUA